AUGGAAUCAAAGACCAGAUUAGUCUCCAACCUCCGCCUCCUUAUCCCCCGUCUCCGCCUCCUACAGAAGAAAGAUACAGCCUCCUCAGUCGUCCAACGCCGCGAGCUCUCCCAGCUCCUAAGUGAAGGCCGCGAUGCAUCAGCGCGCAUCCGAGUCGAAAAUGUCAUCGCAACAGAUAUCGCAGUGGAGGUAAUGGAGAUGGUCGAGCUCUACUGUGAGCUACUGCUGGCGCGCGCAAAUGUGUUGGAUCAGAUGGCCUUCAGCGACCAGGGGACCCGUGCCAGACUUCGCGCCAAGGAAUUGCUCAAGCAGCGCACCCAGGAACAAGCUGGUGCUACAGUAUCAACCACCGCGGGCCUCAAGGGUGCUGGGGAAAUCACUGGCUCGCGAUUCGGGUUCUCUUGGCUGGGAGGGGGAGCGCAAAAGAAGGAGGCUGAGCGGGCUGCACCUAUUACAGCAUCUGGUGCGGCAGAUGACUCCGGUGAUGGGAUUGCGGAUGAGGAUAACCCCUACAUGGAUACUGCGAUCGAUGAGGCUGCUACGGUGGUCUUCUAUGCGUGGCAUCGCUUUCCGCAUGAGGUGCGCGAAUUCACUAUGCUUCGUACUAUGCUGGGCGAGCGAUACGGCAAGGAGUUUAUGACUCUAGCGCAAGAUAAUAAAGUCGAUACUGUGAAGGUUCCGGAUCGGCUUCUCAAGGGAUUACGUGUGCGUCCACCAGGACAGGAACUUGUGGAGAGUUACCUUCGAGAAAUUGCGAACGCAUACGGCGUUGAAUGGCAUGGAAGCGAAGAAGAGCUGGGAAGUGCGCCAGAAUUUGUGGAUGAUCUUGGUGAUUAUGGCGCACAGGAACCCCAAUUACCGCAAACUCCUAGCAAACAGCAAGGAGACUCAGCAUUAGGGCCGAACCCCUCUGAAACGAGACGUGCCUCGGAUGCCAGUGAAUUGACCAAAGCUACACCUCCACGUGGACUCGCUUCGGGCCGAAGUCCUGUUAGCGUUGCGCCGCCAGCUCCCAGAACGGACAAUCCCAAUCCCAGAGUCAAGCUUCCCGGUGCAGAGGGCAAAGCUGCUGCUGCUCCAAAGGAAGACACCGCAUCUAAGGGCAAGAGUAACAACGGUGGGAUACCCGAGCUGGAUGAACUGACGCGAAGAUUUGCGGAUUUGAAGAGGAGACCAUAA
Molecule: messenger RNA, 1179 nt
Organism: Penicillium verrucosum
Lineage: Eukaryota; Fungi; Ascomycota; Eurotiomycetes; Eurotiales; Aspergillaceae
Product: IST1 family protein
Exons: 1
Coding region: 1-1179 (392 amino acids)
Biological process (GO): protein transport
Source: RefSeq, a predicted model, not a curated record